Lepus europaeus (European hare) is the source of this 2634-nucleotide messenger RNA. RefSeq lists its product as uncharacterized. NCBI's taxonomy places the organism in Eukaryota, Metazoa, Chordata, Mammalia, Lagomorpha, Leporidae. Bases 1 to 2634 code for a protein of 877 amino acids. The transcript has 14 exons. The record is from RefSeq and is a predicted model, not a curated record.
AUGAGCGAUUUUAAGAGUAACCAAGAACUGUACCAGCAUUACACUGCCACAGCCCCCAGGCUGCUGGCCCACGUCUCCAGACUCCUGAUACACUGCAGGAAAGAGGGCAUUGCUGUACCAAAGGGCAUCAGAAACAUCUUUGAGUUCACUUGGGAGGAACUCAUCACAGACCCGACAGUGCCCACCCCAUCCAACAUACUGGGCCUGGAAGUCAGCUUUGGUCCCCCACCUGUGGUGCUUGUAGAACCAAUCCCUGUGCCUGUUGUCACCCCAAAGAAACCGCCACCACGGACACUGCCGCCGAUACUGCCAGUGGUCACUGCGGCAGUCAAGCAUUCCAUCUCCUCUCCCAGCCAGGCCCACCCGAGGCCCACCAUCCAGGAGACCCUGGACAGGUUUCAUCAGCAGUCCAUUCACGUGCUGACAGAGCUCCUCACCCUGAAGAUGAAGGUCAUGGAAGAGUCUGCAUCUGUUGGUGCCAAUCCUCUGGACAUCCCCAGGCGCUUUGUAGAGGCCAGUCAGCUGCUCCAUCUCAAUGCCAAGGAGAUGGCCUUCAACUACAUGAUCGGCAUAGUCAGGAGAGGCGGCUACAGCAAGGGACAGAUGGGUAAAGAGUCCCCCAUGAACUUCUCUACAAUAGGAGUGAACUCUCCCUACCAGCUGACUUACCAGCCUUCCACAGCCUGUCUGAGCUUUUGCCUCUCAACUGGAAAGGAAGCCAAGAAGAAAAUAGUUGCAGGCAAGUCCAGAUCCGUAAAAGAUAUCUUCACGUCACUUCCUCAAGGAGCAGCAGCAUCUCCUGACAGUGUGGAGUUCAGAGAUCCCUGCCCCGAGGCCAGGGAGAAGCUGCAGGAGUUGUGUUGCCACAUAGAAGCUGAACGGGCCUCCUGGAAAGGGAGGAAUAUCUCCUACCCCACGAUUGUCCGCAACUACGGGGCAAAGAUACCCUCUCAGCCAGGGUCGACCCCCAAAUUGGACUCACAGGUCCCGAAUUCCCAUCACCUUCAGGCCUCCGGUGCUCACACUGCCAGUCCUGCCCCUCACCAGCCUUCCACCCACCGUGCUCAAUGCAGACGAAAUCCUCAAAAGCAGAAGGUGCCCAAGAAGCCCAUUAAGUUGCAUUACACCUUCUACGACGGGUCCUCCUUCGUGUAUUACCCCUCUGGAAACAUCGCUGUGUGUCAGAUUCCUCUAUGCUGCAGAGAGAGAACCAUCACCUACCUCUAUAAUGACAUACCUCAUUCCUUCCUGGCCCUGUUCAUCGCAGACAGCCAGGGCUAUGUUCACUACAAUGCAAAGACCCGAUGCCCAUAUGUCUUGGUCUUGGAUGAAGAAGGUGGGACCACCACUGACCACAAGGGCUACAUAGUCCACAAGUGGAGCUGGUCUUCCAAGACGGAGACUUUGCUCUCCCUUCAGUACAAGGUGAAUGAGCAAUUGAAGCUAACAAUCCUGGGGAAGGACAGCAUUACUGUCACCUUCACCUCCCUGAAUGAGACAGUAACGCUCACUGUAUCAUCCAAAAACUGUCCGCACAGGCCACUGCACAGCAAACGGCCAUCCCGCAGAAUCAGUGUCAUGGAGGACAAGAUAUCUAAGAUGAGCCGAGCCUUGGCUGAGCUCAAGAAGUGGUUUCAGAAGACAUUGACUCUGCUCAUGAAUUCCAUCUUGCUGGCAGCAGAUCUGCUCACCAUAGACUAUCCUCCUGUCAUGAAAGAGGUAGAAUUUACUCGAUUCAGGCUGAAAUCUGGAUCUCUUCCUGAGUGGAGUCCCAAGCUAAGUCUAUAUGGAGGAAAACUUACUUCACCACCUCAGUCCGCCCGGCGAGAAUCCUCUCUGGACGAGCCUUUGAAGGAGGCAUCUGAGCCUGCUCCUGUGAAAUCCGUUAAGAAGAAAAUCAUGAAAGCACAGAGCAAAGCCAUGGUCACAGCCAGAGGGAAGACCAAGGAGGUGCGCACUUCCACCAGGUGGGUGGCCUCGCCCUCGGACUGCCCGCUGGUGCUGCGGAAGCUCCUGCGCAAAGAAGACGCCCGGGCUGGCUGCAAGUGCAUAGCAAAGGUGCCCCUGGUGUCUGACUUGGAGCUGGAGCGAUUCCUGUCUGUGCCCCGAGACCCCAGCCAAGUACUAGUGAUUGGGAUCCUCUCAAACCAGAACCCCAGCAGCACAGCACAGCUCAGAUGGCUUCUGGACACACUGUACAGACAUCAGCAGCGGGGCCGUGCCUCACCCUGUCUCCAGUGCCGGCAUGACCCCUACCGCCUGCUGCAGUAUGACCUGGACAGCCCCCUGCAGGAGGUCCCGCCCCUGCUGGUGAAGAAGCAUGCUGUGGUACAGGGCAUGGUUUUGAUGUUUUCUGGGGGGAAGCUCCUCUUCGGGGGCCGUGUGUUCAAUGGAUAUGGCCUGAGCAAGCAGAAUCUGCUCAAACAGAUCACCCGCACACAGCAGGAUGGCAAGAUGGGCUACUUCCUCCCAGACAACUACAAAUUCAGUCCUUCAGCUUCUGUCCUGAGCCCGGAGAGUUCUGGAUCAGCCAAGAGAACCAUGUCGGACGAUUUUGAUGGAAGCUUGUCUUCGCUGGUCAUGGGAGAGGAAGAGUUAGAGAAGGAAUCCACUUCCGAAGUAGAGAAAAAGUAG